AUGGAGGAGGAGGGCAAGAAGGGCAAGAAGCCUGGGAUCGUGUCGCCGUUCAAGCGAGUGUUCCUGAAGGGGGAGAAGGGCCGGGAUAAGAAGGCUCAGGAGAAGGUGACGGAGCGGCGCCCGCUGCACACGGUGCUGGUGGCGCUCCCCGACCGCGUGGAGCCCGACCUGCUGCUCCACGACUACAUCGAGAAGGAAGUCAAGUAUUUAGGGCAGCUCACGUCCAUCCCGGGGUACCUGAAUCCCUCCAGCCGCACGGAGAUCCUGCACUUGAUCGACAACGCCAAGAGAGCCCACCAGCUCCCGGGACAGCUGACCCCCGAGCACGACGCUGUCAUCAGCCUGUCUGCCUACAACAUCAAACUGGUGUGGAGGGACGGGGAGGACCUGAUCCUCAGGGUGCCCAUCCACGACAUCGCCUCCGUCUCCUACAUCCGGGAUGACUCCGCUCACCUGGUUGUGCUCAAGACAGCUCAGGAUCCCGGGAUCUCUCCGAGCCAGAGCCUGUGUGCCGAGGGCUCCAAGGCGCUGACGUCGGGCUCGCUGUCAGAGAGCGCAGGGGGGCCCCUGGAGUCCUGCUGCCUCGUGGUGCUGGCCACAGAGAGCAAGGUGGGUGCUGAGGAGCUGUGCUCCCUGCUCAGCCAGGUCUUCCAGAUCGUUUACACCGAGUCCACCAUCGACUUCCUGGACCGCGCCAUCUUCGACGGCGCCUCGACCCCCACGCGGCACCUGUCCCUGCACAGCGAUGACUCUUCCACCAAAGUGGACGUGAAGGAGCCCUUCGAGGCGGAUGCCAGCACUUUUUCCUUUGCAGACACGCUGGAGGCAGGGGACACGUCCCCCUCGUCCUUCUCGGCACACCCGUCCCCACACGUGACCACGGCCAGCGAGAGCGAGCUCAGCACCACGGCCACCGAGCUGCUGCAGGACUACAUGAUGACGCUGCGCACCAAGCUGUCCUCCCAGGAGAUCCAGCAGUUCGCCAUGCUGCUGCACGAGUACCGCAACGGCGCCUCCAUCCACGAGUUCUGCAUCAACCUCAAGCAGCUCUACGGGGACAGCAGGAAAUUCCUGCUGCUGGGCCUGCGUCCCUUCAUCCCCGAGAAGGACAGCCAGCACUUCGAGAACUUCCUGGAGACCAUCGGGGUGAAGGACGGCCGCGGCAUCAUCACCGACAGCUUCGGGCGCUACCGGCGCUCCCUGGGCCCCGCCUCCGCCUCCAACGGCACCGGCGCCGCGGGCAGCUCGGACGAGCAGUCCGUGCCCUCGGAGGAGGACGAGUGGGACAGGAUGAUCUCCCACAUCAGCAGCGACAUCGAGGCCCUGGGCUGCAGCCUGGACCGGGAUUCGUCCUGAGGGAGCUCGGGAAUCGCGGCUGCUCCCGCCUGGAACUCGGGGCUGCCCUCGGGGGGGGACGCUGAGACACCCCCGGGGGGGAAUGUGGGGCUGCCCCCGUGGGGACAUGGAAUGUGGAGCUGGUCCCAGGGGGAUCCUGGGACGUGGAGCUGCCCCUGGAGGGACCCCAGAGCAGGGAGCUGUCCUCAGGGGGAUCCCAGGACACAGAGGGGGACCCUGGAGCUGCCCUCGGAGGGGACAUGGAGCACGGAGCUGCCCCUGGAGGGGCCCAAGAACACCAACCUGUGUCCUCGUGGAGAUCCUGGAACAUGGAGCAGCCCCUGGAGGGAUGCUGGGGGAUCUGGGGGCUCCAGCAGGAUUCUGCACGGCCCCAGCCUCGUCACCAGCUCCAGGGGCUCCCUGCAGAUCCUGGGGCUCCAGCUGGGACUUGGGGGAGAGAUCUGGGUUUGGAUUUUGGGGACAGGUCUCCCAAAGGGACAGAUCUGCUCCUGAGCAUCCCUGUCUGCUCCCGAGGGAUGUCCUGAGUGUUGGGAUCCAUUCCAAGGAUCCCAAGGGGCUGGAUCUGCUCCCCCCCAGUUUACAGUUUGCACAGCGGGUCCCCCAGAGCUACCCCCCCCAAAUGAAGUUUUACCACAAUGUGAA
Sturnus vulgaris (Common starling) is the source of this 1998-nucleotide messenger RNA. RefSeq names its product CCM2 scaffold protein (gene CCM2). NCBI's taxonomy places the organism in Eukaryota, Metazoa, Chordata, Aves, Passeriformes, Sturnidae. Gene Ontology annotation, biological process: vasculogenesis; heart development. The record is from RefSeq and is a predicted model, not a curated record.